AUUUAUUGACGUGGAUAACUCGAUCCACAAGACAAAAAGAUCCCUCCAUCCCAAAUCUGCCAGCACACGAUAAACUCGAAAUGGGCUGGCUUUGGAGAUCAUCACCCUCGAAGGAGGAACCUCAAACAACCUCCUCUAUGCCUUCUUUGUCCGACAAUGCGGCACCGCAGCCAUCACCUGCAGCAGAGACACCAGGCACCACGCCGCCAUCGUCGCAGUCUCGGCCCUUGAGUCGCGAGGAACAAGCGGAUGCAGAGUUCAACCAGUUACUGGAGAGCUUAAAGGCCGACGUAUCACGAACAAAAUCGCCACAGCAGUCGUCCAGUGUCUCAGAAUCUCACCUAUCCUCAUCAUCACUUUCCGGCCCUCCGCAACCUCCAGCUUCGAUCGCCCCCGAGUCUCUCUACCCCGAUUCCAUGUCCUGCCGCUCUGCGUUUGACUACGCGUUUUUCUGUCAGUCAUUUGGAGGCCAGUUUGUGAACGUAUACCGCUACGGCGAGCUGCGGUCGUGCAGCGAACACUGGGAUAAUUUCUGGCUGUGCAUGAAGGCCCGCGGAAUGGCGGACGAAGGGCGCAAGAAAGUGAUUCGGGACCACUACCGGAAAAAGGCCGUCAAGUACAAGACGGGGCCGAGCAGUGAGGAUGUCUGGGACCUUCGGGGGGAGCCAGUGCAGAACGCUUUCCAGGGGGAUUUUGCCGCACUGGAGAGGGAGAUGCAGGCCGAGGAGGAAGCAAGUCGCAACGCUGGUGGGAUAUAGAGAUUCUUCGCUUUUGGACCAUGUCUUUCUUGUGCCUCUUUCGUACCAUCUGGAUUGGAUACCUGUCCCCUCUGGGACGAUUGUAUUAUACAUUGUGGACUACGGAGUUCAUCUUAUGCUUAGCAACUGGGAUACUACUGAAUGAAUCAAGCCUUAUUAUCCUUGA
Messenger RNA from Aspergillus novofumigatus IBT 16806, 924 nucleotides. Its product is annotated as EMI1 family protein. The transcript has a single exon. NCBI's taxonomy places the organism in Eukaryota, Fungi, Ascomycota, Eurotiomycetes, Eurotiales, Aspergillaceae. The record is from RefSeq and is a predicted model, not a curated record. Bases 138 to 758 code for a protein of 206 amino acids.